Molecule: messenger RNA, 1190 nt
Organism: Gambusia affinis (western mosquitofish)
Lineage: Eukaryota; Metazoa; Chordata; Actinopteri; Cyprinodontiformes; Poeciliidae
Product: DELTA-sagatoxin-Srs1a-like
Exons: 3
Coding region: 165-659 (164 amino acids)
Biological process (GO): cytolysis in another organism; pore complex assembly; monoatomic cation transport
Cellular component (GO): pore complex
Molecular function (GO): channel activity
Source: RefSeq, a predicted model, not a curated record
UGUUUGCCACCGUUGAUUCUGUCUCAGUGUCUCUUUAAGACUCAGAUUUCCUGAGGAAACCGCGCCUCACACCCCCAUAGCCGACCAGAAUCCGGGCCCAGCGCUCAGACACAGAACCCUGCAUACAGCUGUUGUUCCUCAGGAGCUCCAAACAAGUUCUAGAAAUGUCCAUCCCGACUCACCGCCAGUGCAGCGUGGAGAUUCAGAACAAGACGUCCAGCUUCACGCUGUGCGAGCCGCUCGUCCAUCUCUUCAGUGGGAACUGUGAGUCUCCUCUGCCUCCAACUCUCCGUCCGUCUGAAUCCGGCACCGCGCUCUUCGUCAAGACGCCCCACACGGCCUGCGGCUCGGUGGCCGUCUUCACCUACGACAUCCUCCAGGGGUCGAACAAGCAGAACCGCGGCCGGCUGGCCGUCAUGUUCUCCGUCCCCUACGACUUCAACAUCUACUCCAACUGGUACGCCGUGGGAGCCUUCAGCAAGGACAAACUCUGCGAUGAGGCGCUCUACAAGGAGAUGUACUACGAUUCACAGCGAGGUUUUGUUCGAGGGAAAGCCAAAGGGCCCAGUCUGAUCCACAGAGCGGGUCAUGUGACCAUCAGGGCCUGCAUGUCCGACAGCUACCAGCCCGUCCUGAAGGUGGAGCUCUGCGACAACUGAGACCGGCUGCUUCCUCCUGUCCAGUUUAUCCAGUUUACCCUGCAUGAGCAACACUGGAAUCCAGUUAAUCUAUUUCAGUUUAACCAGUAAAGGCUUCUUCUUCUUCUAUCUCAACAUAAUCAUCAAUAGCUGCAUUUAUUCCAGGUAUCCUGUGCUUAAGCUAAGCAAACCAGUUACCCUGCAAGAUGUCUGUCCACUCUUCCCAGUUGAAAAGGUUAGCAUGGUAUGAACUUAAUCUGAGAUUGACCCAGUAUCGUCACAUCAACCCCGACAUUUUCUGUUCAAUGAUGAGUCGUCUACAAAACCCGGAAGUUCAGCAUUUCUAAAUCGGAUUGAAAAACUCUGAAUGUUCCUCUGAAUCUUUAAAACACCAAAGAAUCUCCAACUGGUCCAGCGGCCAAGUGAAAACAUUCCUAAAAACUCAAAACUACUAAAAGAAAGACUUGGAAAAGAUUCUUACAGAUUUGAACAUCAGCUAAAAUGUGGAUAGAGUUUAAUCACAACUGACUAAUAAAAAUGAGUUGGAUGAAA